AUGAGCAAGAACGAGUCCGCAGUACUCCCCUCUCCAAUCCCGUGGAUAUCACGCUCAGGGUCAAAGGGGAAUAAGGUCGAACAGGUGGCCGGCAUAAAAGGCAGUAGCAUCAUUCCCUCAACUCCCGCGUCCCCCACUUUGCCUUCCCCAAGGCAUCUUUCUCCUUUGCCGUCGUUCUCAUCCGACACGUCGAAGCCGAAGAUUAUCUACAAAAGCAAGGCCAGUCCGCCACCGCCGCCUCCACCCGACUACCUCAAACAUGAGCACGGAAAUCACGCAACAGCCAGAAGGCUCAAAGAGGAAUUGAAGAACUCAAGUAGGAGAGAAUGUCGGGAUGCCACCAACGACAUAACAAGUCCAAGGAUUGAGCAGGCCGAUAAUUGCGGGGAGGACGUUGCAGAGGCGUCUGGUGGUGCCACAAAAGAAACGUCAAACCAUGAAGCGGGAGGAGGGGAAGCGAAUGAGGUGGACAAGAAGGCGGAUGAGUUCAUAGCAAGAUUCAGAGAACAGAUCAGACUUCAGAGGAUCGAGUCGAUCAAGAGAUCCACCAAGCAGCGAAGUAACAAGAAGCAACAAGUCGUGUGAAGAAGGUGACUAGCAAUUUACACGCUUGUACAUAAAAGAAAGGAGCGAUUGCUAAAACAUCACAUCGAGCGCCGUCGAGGUAGCAGCAGCAACCCUUGAAGGAGGCGGCGGA
Zingiber officinale is the source of this 697-nucleotide messenger RNA. RefSeq lists its product as uncharacterized. The coding region runs from base 1 to 585 and encodes 194 amino acids. The transcript has 2 exons. NCBI's taxonomy places the organism in Eukaryota, Viridiplantae, Streptophyta, Magnoliopsida, Zingiberales, Zingiberaceae. The record is from RefSeq and is a predicted model, not a curated record.